Messenger RNA from Serendipita indica DSM 11827, 1020 nucleotides. Lineage: Eukaryota; Fungi; Basidiomycota; Agaricomycetes; Sebacinales; Serendipitaceae. The record is from the annotation of a GenBank genome assembly.
AUGUCGGCUCCUGGUACAACGCCUGGCCCAGCUGCGCAUAUGAUGGUGCCGCCAGGAGGGAUUCCGAACAAUACAGAUCUCAUCCUGAGCGCUGUAUUCAUUCCUCUCUUCCUUGGCAUCGGCUUAUACUUUCACUUUCGCAUCUUUCAUGCCUAUGGCAAGAAGUUUAUAUGGUCGAUUCUGUGCUUUGGUUUCUGUAUGGCACGCAUUGCAGCGUUGUCGUUGAGAAUUGCAGUCGUCAAACAUGUGACGGAUAAGACGCUGAAUAUCAUAGCGCAAGUUUUCAUUGCCGCUGGAGUCGUCUUACUGUUUUUCGUCAAUCUACAGAUGUCACGUCGAUUCUUUGGUCAAAUUCAUCCCCAUCAUGCAUCCUGGGUCCGCAUAUUCGUCAACUUCUUCGCCGUGCUCAUCAUUCCCGUCCUCGCAAUGGUCAUCACAACCGUCGUACAGUCAUUCCUCACGACAGAUGCUCACAUCUUAUCCAUCGACCGGAAAGUUCGACUCGUCGCGUCGGUGUUCCUUGUCAUCCUCGCCUUCCUCCCGAUCCCUAUCGUCCUACUCGUUCUUAUCCUCAAGGCACUCGCUCCAGGUGGACUUGACAAGCCUGAACCGCUCGCAGAGGGUGACGCAGACCCAGAAGCCGACGCUGAUGCGCGUCUCGAAAAGGAACGAAUUCUCCACGCGAACGGAACCAAACCCAACCCCGAAGCCAAAGAGACUGCCAAAGGAGGACAUAUGAGCGGCAAAGUCAGCAAAGUCACCAACCAACCUCUCGCGCGCGGCGAACCAAAGACAGGAUUCGGACCCACUCCUGUUGGAAAGAAGGAAAUUCUUGAAACGGCGCUGUUCAUUAUUAUUCCUGGCGUGCUCCUGACGUUUGAGCAAGGCGUACGCUGCGCUCAAGCGUUUCACGUUCCAAAGUUUGGUGAGAAGACGCCAUGGUACAUGACCAAAGCGGCGUUUUGGGUCUGCAUAUUCGGAUUCGAGAUCAUUUCUGUGUUCAUCCUCUAUCAUGUGUAA